AUGAUUAUGCGCCCUUAUUUUUUACUAUUUUCCUUAGGAGAUUUACAAUUAAAGUUUAUAAGAUCAAUAUGUAUGUAA
Molecule: messenger RNA, 78 nt
Organism: Spirodela intermedia
Lineage: Eukaryota; Viridiplantae; Streptophyta; Magnoliopsida; Alismatales; Araceae
Source: the annotation of a GenBank genome assembly